AUGAUGCCUGGCGUGACGAGCAUCGCUUUCCCUGGUGGCACUGCGGUGUCCUUUGGGGCGACCUUCGCCCCGCCCGCAGCGCCGACGGCCCCGCCUGGCGCUUCGCUGCUGGGCGACGUCGGCGCAUGGGCGGGCGCGACCAGCGCCGUGGGCGGCGUGCCCCCCACUGGCGGCCCUGCGGCCGCGGUGCCCCAAGGUGGCGGCCCUGCGGCCGCGGUAAGGGAGUACAGCCAGGCUGUGCAAAGCGGCGCUGUGAAGGCGCACGCGCUGGAGAUCAAGGACCUGCUGCAGGCGUUCGGGGCAGCGAAGGCUAUCGACUUCCAGUGGGGCCAAGGAUUCUGGAUGAGUACGCGGGCAAUCGAGGCCCAGGGCCAGCUGCACGCGGAAGUGAAGAGGCUGAUAUUCGGGUUCGGCUACGUGGGCGAGCAGACGAUGACGGUGCCGCAACAGGAGGAGAUGGGGGCGGCGCUCGAGCGGCUGGCGGCCCAGACUCUCGCCACUUCGAUCGACUUCGGCCUGCGAUGCUGCAAGAACGACGUGGAGAUCAUGCAGGCACUGGCGGGCGACGACAUGAUGGAGGUCGCACUCCGCCGACUGGCGGCGCGCGUGCACGAGCAGAGGACUGGCGACCGCGUCGGCGCGCAACACAUGUUGGGCGUCGCGCCGCCUGGCGGCUCGGCCGACGCGGAGCCUGCGUGGAUGGUGGCUUCAGCGACGACUCACUCCGAGAUGGAGCACCAGAGGCGCGAGUGA
Molecule: messenger RNA, 753 nt
Organism: Prorocentrum cordatum
Lineage: Eukaryota; Dinophyceae; Prorocentrales; Prorocentraceae
Source: the annotation of a GenBank genome assembly